Arvicanthis niloticus (Nile rat) is the source of this 2391-nucleotide messenger RNA. RefSeq names its product von Willebrand factor A domain containing 2 (gene Vwa2). Gene Ontology annotation, biological process: calcium-independent cell-matrix adhesion. Gene Ontology annotation, cellular component: basement membrane. NCBI's taxonomy places the organism in Eukaryota, Metazoa, Chordata, Mammalia, Rodentia, Muridae. The record is from RefSeq and is a predicted model, not a curated record. Gene Ontology annotation, molecular function: calcium ion binding.
AUGCCUCUAUUUCUGCUUCUACCAGCCAUCUACACCCUCCUGUUCUCCAGAGUGUCCCUGACCAUCUCUCUUCAGGAAGUGCAUGUGAGCCGGGAGACCAUGGGAAAGAUUGCAGUGGCCAGCAAGUUGAUGUGGUGUUCAGCAGCGGUCGACAUCCUGUUUCUGUUGGAUGGCUCUCACAGCAUCGGGAAAGGGAGCUUCGAGAGGUCCAAGCGCUUUGCCAUCGCUCUCUGUGAUGCCCUGGACAUCAGCCCUGGCAGGGUCAGAGUGGGAGCCUUGCAGUUUGGUUCCACUCCUCAUCUGGAAUUCCCCUUGGACUCCUUUUCAACCAGACAGGAAGUGAAGGAGGGCAUCAAGAGGAUACUUUUCAAAGGUGGGCGCACAGAGACAGGCCUAGCCCUGAAACACCUGAGCAGAGGGUUCCCCGGAGGCAGAAAUGGCUCUGUGCCUCAGAUCCUCAUCAUUGUCACGGAUGGCAAGUCCCAGGGGCCCGUGGCUCUACCAGCUAAGCAGCUGAGAGAAAGGGGUAUCGUCGUGUUUGCCGUGGGGGUCCAUUUUCCCAGGUGGGACGAGCUGCUCAUGCUGGCCAGUGAGCCAAAGGAGCGGCACGUGCUGUCGGCUGAGCAAGUGGAGGAUGCCACCAAUGGCCUCCUCAGCACCCUCAGCCGCUCCGGGCUCUGCACCACUGCUGAUCCAGACUGCAGGGUGGAAGCUCACCCGUGCGAGCGGAAGACACUGGAGACCGUGAGGGAGCUUGCCGGCAAUGCCUUGUGCUGGAGAGGAUCAAGGCAGACAGACAGUGUGCUGGCUGUACCCUGUCCCUUCUACAGCUGGAAGAGAGUGUUUCAGACACGCCCUGCCAACUGCUACAGAACCAUCUGUCCAGGCCCCUGUGACUCCCAGCCCUGCCAAAAUGGAGGCACAUGCAUUCCAGAAGGAGUGGAUAAGUACCACUGUCUCUGCCCACUGGCAUUCGGAGGGCAAGUCAACUGUGCCCCGAAGCUGAGCCUGGAAUGCAGGAUUGACGUCCUCUUCCUGCUGGACAGUUCUUCGGGCACCACACUGGAGGGCUUCCAGCGGGCCAAGACCUUUGUGAAGCGCUUCGUGCAGGCCGUGCUGAGUGAGGACUCUCGAGCCCGUGUUGGGGUAGCCAGUUACAGCAGGGAUCUGAUGGUGGCAGUGCCUGUCGGAGAGUACCAGCAUGUACCAGACCUGGUCAGGAGCCUUGACAGCGUUCCCUUCAGUGGUGGCCCAACUCUGACAGGGAGUGCCUUGCUACAGGUGGCAGAGCACGGCUUUGGGAGUGUCAGCAGGACGGGCCAGGACAGGCCACGCAGAGUAGUGGUUCUGCUCACUGAAUCACACUCCCAGGAUGAGGUGGCUGGGCCAGCAGAUCAUGCAAGGUCCCGGAACCUACUCCUCCUGGGCAUGGGCAGUGAGGUCGUGCAGGCAGAGCUGGAGAAGAUCACAGGUAGCCUGAAGCAUGUGAUGGUCCACACAGACCCUCAGGACCUGUUCAGCCAAAUUUCAGAGCUGCAGAGGAGGCUAUGCAGCCAGCCACGGCCAGACUGCCAGGCACAGUCACUGGACCUGGUCUUCCUGUUGGACGCCUCCGCCUCCGUGGGACGUGAGAACUUUGCUCAAAUGCAGAGCUUCAUCAGGAAAUGCACCCUCCGGUUUGACGUGAAUCCUGAUGUGACACAGGUUGGCCUGGUGAUAUAUGGCAGCCAGGUACAGACUGCCUUCGGGCUAGACACCCAUCCCACUCGUGCUGCCGUGUUGCGGGCCAUGAGCCAGGCUCCCUACCUAGGGGGUGUGGGCUCUGCUGGCACAGCCUUGCUGCACAUUGAGGACAAGGUGAUGACUGUCCAGAGGGGUGCCCGCCCCGGUGUCCCCAAGGCCGUGAUCAUGCUCACAGGCGGGAGUGGGGCAGAAGAUGCAGCUGUCCCUGCCCAGAAGCUGAGAGACAAUGACAUCUCAGUCUUGGUUAUGAGCAUAGGAGCUGUCCUCAGGGAGGCAGUGCGGAGACUUGCUGGUCCACGGGACUCCCUGAUCCAUGUGGCAGCUUACUCGGACCUGCGGUACCAUCAGGACAUGCUCACCGAGUGGAUAUGUAGAGAAGCCAAGCGGCCAGUCAACCUCUGCAAGCCUAGUCCAUGCAUGAAUGAAGGCACCUGCAUCCUGAAGAAUGGCAGUUACCGAUGCGAGUGCCGGGGUGGCUGGGAAGGCCCCCAUUGUGAGAACCGCAUCUUGAGAGGAGAUGCCCCCAUGACACGUAGCUUCCGCCAAGAGCCUGCAGUAAGACAACAGCCAACCCUCUCCCAGCAAGCUCCAAAGCAUCUUGGAAUCUGAAAGGCCCUGUCCUCAGCCAAGUAAAUCUCCUGGGGGCCC